AUGUACACCCUCUCUUUCGACCCACAAAAGCUGAUAGCCGAGUGUGUGGACACAAUCCGAGCGGUCACCGACGCUCCAUUGGUCAAUUGUGAUAUUGCACUCCAAUCGGUGCUACAGAUACUAAAGCCGCAUCUUGGAUCAUCUGAAACAUUUACAACACUCGAAAAAUGCUCCCAAAACUACCAAGUCGACAUUGCGACUUGUCAUGAUCGGAGGGUUCUGGAGGAGAGUGCGGCGGCACUUUUUGAUAGUUUUCAGGAGAAACAGGAGCUAAGCUACACCGCCGAACAAGACGAUGAGACCAUCUGCACUCAGUUAGUGGUGUUUUGUGAUAUUGUGAAAAAAACGGACCGUCGUAUUCCGUUAGCCGUGAUCUCCGCGAAUCAUUGGGAUUGGUUAAAUCAGUUAUUGAUUGUCUUGCAGACGGACCAAAACGACACUGUCCGAGAGCACCUCCUGACCACUUUGCAAGUGCUCAUGGAGCAAUGUGGAGAACCAGUGAAAAGGACACUUCUGGACACCCAAUUAGCGAUUUCUUUGGUCCCGCUGACUCAAAAAUCAAAUGGAAUUCAAAUUCCCGCGCUGAAAAUUCUGGCGUUGAUGUAUUCAGUGGAGGGAGAUGUGGAUCAGGUGGCGGUGCCGUUGGAGCAGAUGGACCACUUGAACACUGAAUAUUUCCGUCGUCUCUACCACCACAUCAACGACUAUCACAAAACGGACGUCCUAGAACUAUGCACAAAUUUCGGCGGCCUUCUGGAGAACCAACAAGACUCCGCCCCUUUUUCACUGUUCGAACCGAUGAGAGAUGAUCCGUAUUCGUGUUCGGAAUUCGGGAUAGUGUUGAUUCAAGAAAUGAAUCGGAAGUGUACAGUCCGCCGUCUCAAAUUUCUGCACCACGUGAUUGAGCUCGGCGAAGCCGUGCUCACCAAAAUGUUCUACGAAAACGAUUUGAAAGUUUUGGCUCAUGUGCUCGCCAGGGAAUCGAUAAAUCAUGAUGAGAAACCGGUCAGAAGAUUGUGUCUGGCUUCUCUGCGUCUCUUGUUAUCGACGGAAACCGUGAAAUCGGAUGAAGACAUUGAAUACGCAUUGGAUAACUUUGAUGAGGCUUGA
Molecule: messenger RNA, 1110 nt
Organism: Caenorhabditis remanei
Lineage: Eukaryota; Metazoa; Nematoda; Chromadorea; Rhabditida; Rhabditidae
Exons: 8
Coding region: 1-1110 (369 amino acids)
Biological process (GO): endocytosis
Molecular function (GO): Arp2/3 complex binding
Source: RefSeq, a predicted model, not a curated record